Molecule: messenger RNA, 2979 nt
Organism: Talaromyces marneffei
Lineage: Eukaryota; Fungi; Ascomycota; Eurotiomycetes; Eurotiales; Trichocomaceae
Exons: 5
Coding region: 1-2979 (992 amino acids)
Molecular function (GO): molybdopterin cofactor binding; oxidoreductase activity
Source: RefSeq, a predicted model, not a curated record
AUGGUGAAUACUAAGAAUACCACCUCGUGCUCACCGUCAGCGUCAAAAUCAAAAGCGUACGAAACCCGCGACGCCAUCGCCGACAUCUGGGGUCCACGUACCCCAUACAAGCACGAAUGGCCGACUAGGGUUGAUGAGCGAUUGAUCGAUGAGCCUGAGAAAUGGGUUCAGAGUGCGUGCGUUUUCUGCAGUAAUGGAUGUGGCCUAGACAUCGGCGUCAAAAAUGGAAAAGUAGUCGGUGUCCGCGGCCGAGCAACUGACCGCGUGAAUAAAGGCCGUCUUGGUCCUAAGGGGCUCAACGGGUGGACGGCAAUAUCCCACCCAGACCGCUUGAAGUAUCCCCUCGUACGCAAAAACGGGAAACUGGAGCGUGUCUCAUGGGACGAAGCCAUGAAUGUCAUUGUGCAGAGAGUUAAGCAGACGCAAGCCCGGCUUUCGAAUCAUGGCAUUGGGUUCUAUACGAGUGGCCAGCUGUUUUUGGAGGAGUAUUUUGUUCUAGCAACCAUUGGGAAGGCGGGGUUGAAUACGUUGCAUAUGGAUGGGAACACGAGACUGUGUACGGCGACGGCUGCGGCUUCUAUGCGCGAGUCUUUUGGGUCUGAUGGUCAGCCUGGCUCGUAUACCGAUAUUGAUUAUACGGAUUGUUUGUUUAUGGUCGGCCACAACGUCUCAAAUACGCAGACCGUUCUGUGGAGUCGAAUGCUGGACCGAUUAGAUGGGCCAAACCCUCCAGAACUCAUCGUCGUCGAUCCAAGACGAUCAGAUACAGCGAAACGUGCGACAGUUCAUCUAGCGCCCAAGAUUGGGACGAAUAUGGCUUUACUGAAUGGAAUACAACAUCUCCUUUUUGCCAACGACUGGGUUGACGAGGAGUUUGUCUCCAAGCAUGUCGUUGGACUCGAGCAGCUCAAAAAGACCGUCGAAAAAUAUACGCCAGAACACGUCGAAGAAAUCACCGGCGUCCCGCAGUCCCAGCUCAAAGAAGCAGCGCGCAUAAUCGGCACUACAAAAAGUCUACUCUCAACUGCCCUCCAAGGCGUCUACCAAUCCAACCAAGCCACCGCCAGCGCCUGCCAAAUCAACAACAUCAAUCUCUUGCGCGGCCUGAUUGGUAAACCCGGUAGCGGUAUACUGCAAAUGAACGGCCAACCCACAGCCCAAAACAACCGUGAAUCAGGCUGUGACGGCGAAUAUCCGGCAUUCCGCAACUUCCAGAAUCCGAAGCAUGUGCAGGAGAUUGCAGAUGUGUGGAAUAUUGACGUUAUGCAUGUCCCGCACUGGGCGCAACCGACGCAUGUAUCGGCUAUGCUCAAACAUAUCGAGCAUGGCUCGAUUGAUAUCAUGUGGAUCUCGGGCACAAACCCCUUAGUCAGUCUGCCGCAUUUACAACAAGCGCGCGACUUAUUUACGAAACCAGACUUGUUCGUGAUCUGUCAGGAUAUCUACAUGACCGAAACCGCUGCAAUCGCAGACGUAGUCCUGCCAUGCGCCCAAUGGGGCGAGAAAACAGGCUGUUUCACGAACGUUGAUCGAACAGUACAUCUCUCCCAUAAAGCCGUUGAGCCUCCCGGCGAGGCAAAACCGGAUAUGGCUAUAUUCCUUGAUUUUGCGAAACGAAUGGACUUCAAGGACAAGGAUGGGAAUGAUUUGUGCCCCUGGUCAGAGCCGGAGGAAGUGUUUAAUGCAUGGAAAAGAAUGUCUAGUGGUAGACCGUGCGAUUAUAGUGGGUUGAGUUAUGAGAAGUUGACUGGUGGAUCGGGGAUACAAUGGCCCUGCAAUGCUGAGAAUCCGCAGGGAACGGAGCGUUUGUUUACUGAUGGCAAGUUCUUCACGGAUAUUGAGCAUUGCGAGAGCUAUGGCCAUGACCUUGAGACGGGGGCGCCGAUGACGAAGGCCCAGUAUGAGUCGUUCAACCCCGCAGGGCGCGCGAUACUCAAGGCUGCUGAGUAUAGACCCCCACUAGAGACUCCUGACGAAGAGUAUCCGUUCAGAUUAUCCACGGGUCGGAAUGUGUAUCAUUUCCAUACGCGCACAAAGACGGGCAGAAAUGAAAGAUUGCAACGCGCCUGCCCCGAAGCGGUGGUGCAGAUCUCGCAUGAAGAUGCGCAAGACUUACAACUAAAAGAAAAAGAUAUGGUGGUUGUCCGAUCUCGUCGAGGCGCUAUUGAGCUUCCCGUCGUCAUUGGGAAUAUUGAGAAAGGGCAGGUUUUUAUCCCGUUUCAUUUUGGAUAUUUUGAUGCCAAGGAUGAGCGUGCGAGAGCUGCGAAUGAGUUGACUAUUGAACAAUGGGAUCCCAUCUCCAAACAACCAAGCUUCAAAUCCGGGGCCGUCAAAAUCGAAAAAAUAGAUGAUCAGGAGCCAGGAACCGUCAAGAUUCAUGCCAGACAACGGCAAUCUGAAGCCAUACAUAAAGUUGAAACAACACCCAAACCAACCGCCAACAUGGAACAAGGAGACCAAUUCAAAAGAAGACUCACACCCUGGCUCAGCUCAACGCACGACGCUCUCAACACCUUGGUCGAAAUAUACGAUGAACUCGUCCCAAAACUAGUCCAAGAUCUAGACAUCCAAUCUGGCCUCAGGCUUAUGUGCACCAUAACGCAUGAAAUCAUCGACCAUCUUCAGCCGUACAUAGAGAAAUACCACGAUAACCAGCGGUACAGCGCACAAAUCUCGUGGAACCUGCGCGACUCUUUGUUCUCGCUGUCCCGCGGCUCUGACUCCUUUCGGGUUAUCACCACUUUACAGGCGGUUGAUCUUUUCGUGACGUAUAUAGAUGGUUAUUUGAUUGCCUUAAAACCGGCAAGUAUGGCCCUUUGGGAUAAGGGGUUCGUUGAUGCGGUGGACUUUGCGCAGGCACAGCUCGCGAGACAGCAAGCGUGGGUGCGGUCUCAUCUUAAGACAAAGAGUCCGCAGACUCUACUGGUGCCUGUGCCGGUGGAAGAGGAUUUGGAAUGCGAAAGGCAGCGCACUUCCUAA